Carlito syrichta (Philippine tarsier) is the source of this 3582-nucleotide messenger RNA. RefSeq names its product serine/threonine kinase 11 interacting protein (gene STK11IP). Gene Ontology annotation, biological process: intracellular protein localization. Gene Ontology annotation, cellular component: cytoplasm. Bases 92 to 3316 code for a protein of 1074 amino acids. The transcript has 25 exons. Lineage: Eukaryota; Metazoa; Chordata; Mammalia; Primates; Tarsiidae. The record is from RefSeq and is a predicted model, not a curated record.
ACUUCCUGUCCAUCAUUCAGAGGAGCGGGGCUGGAGACCUGGUAGGAGGGCCAAACGGGAGGGUCAGCUCCGCCCCCAGCGUCCUGUGGCCAUGACGACCGCUCCGCGGGAUUCCCUGGUGUGGAAGCUCGCCGGGCUGCUGCGGGAGUCCGGUGAUGUGGUCCUUUCUGGCUGUAGCACACUGAGCCUGCUGACUACCAGUCUGCAGCAGCUGAACCACGUAUUUGAGUUGCACCUAGGGCCAUGGGGCCCUGGCCAGACAGGCUUUGUGGCUCUGCCCUCCCACCCUGCCGACUCCCCCGUCAUUCUCCAGCUUCAGUUCCUCUUUGAUGUGCUGCAGAAAACACUUUCACUCAAGCUGGUCCAUAUCCCUGGCCCUGGUUUCCCAGGGCCCAUCAAGAUUUUUCCCUUCAAAUCCCUUCGGCAGCUGGAGCUCCGAGGUGUCCCCCUCCACUGCCUGCAUGGCCUCCGUGGCAUCUACUCCCAGCUGGAGAUCUUGAUUUGCAGCAGGAGCAUCCAAGCAUUAGAGGAGCUCCUCUCAGCCUGUGGUGGUGACCUCUGCUCUGCCCUCCCCUGGCUGGCUCUGCUUUCCGCCAACUUCAGCCAUAAUGCACUCACUGCCUUAGACAGCUCACUGCGCCUCUUGUCAGCUCUGCGCUUCUUGAACUUGAGCCACAAUCAAGUCCAGGACUGCCAGGGCUUCCUGACGGAUUUAUGUGAGCUCUACCAUCUAGACAUCUCCUAUAACCGCCUGCAUUUGGUGCCAAGAAUGGGACCCUCAGGGGCAGCUCUGGGGGUCUUGAUACUGCGAGGCAAUGAGCUUCAGAGCUUGCAUGGCCUAGAGCAGCUUAGGAACCUGUGGCACUUGGAUGUGGCAUACAACCUGCUGGAAGGACACAGGGAACUGGCGCCACUGUGGCUGCUGGCUGAGCUCCGCAAGCUUUACCUAGAGGGGAACCCUUUGUGGUUCCACCCUGCACACCGAGCGGCCACUGCCCAGUACUUGUCACCCCGUGUCAGGGAUGCUGCUCCCAGAUUCCUUCUUGAUGGUGAGGUCUUGUCACUGAAGGAUUUUCAGGCCCCAACAUCUUUGGGGCUUGGUUCCACUGGCCCACCUGUGCCCUGGCCAAUGGGGAGUACUACUGAAACCUCAGGUGGCCCUGACCUGAGUGACAGCUUCUCUUCAGGUGGCGUGGUGGCCCAACCCCUGCUUCAUAAGGUUAAGAGUCGAGUCCGUGUAAGGCGGCCAAGCAUCUCUGAACCCAGCGAUACAGACCCAGAGCCCCGAACUCUGAACCCCUCCCCAGCUGGAUGGUUUGUGCAACAGCAUCGGGAACUUGAGCUCAUGAACAGCUUCCGCGAACGGUUUGGCAGUGACUGGCUGCAGUAUAGGAAUCACCUGGAGACCUCUGGGAGCCCCCUUCCGGUUGCAUCCAAGACUCCUACCCUCAGCACGCCUCCUCCAGACUCCCCGCCUGGCUCCUUGCCUCCAGAGGAGGAAGCCAGAGGCUCUGCAGGAUCACCACAGAACAUGUCAGAAGAGGUUAGAGUGAAGCCAGAGCCACAGGAAGAGGAGGAGAUAGUGGAACAGGAAAAAGAGGAAGAAGGAAAGGAGGAACAGGAGGAGGAAGAGAAGUUGGAACAGAAGGAAGUAGAAGCGGAGCUCUGUCGCCCCAUGUUGGUGUGUCCCCUGGAAGGGCCUGAGAGCAUGCGGGGCAGGGAAUGCUUCCUCAGGGUCACUUCUGCCCACCUUUUUGAGGUGGAACUCCAGGCAGCUCGAACCCUGGAACGGCUUGAACUCCAGAGUUUGGAGGCAGCUGAAAUAGAGCCUGAGACCCAGAGAGAGCCAGUGCCCGAGGGCUCUGAUCUGCUUCCUGGGGCCCCUGUCCUCGUUCUGCGCUUCUCCUACAUUUGCUCUGAUCGGCGGUUACGUCGCUAUGUGAUGCUGGAGCCUGAUGCCCAUGCAGCCGCCCAGGAGCUGCUUGCUGUGUUGACCCCAGUCAUCACCACGGCUCAGCGCCAACUUGGGGAAGCCAGGGACGUGCUGGGGGGCAGAUUCCAGUGUCUGCGCUGCGGCUAUGAGUUCAAACCAGAGGAGCCCAGGCUGGGAUUGGACAGUGAGGAAGGCUGGCGGCCUCUAUUCCAAAAGACAGAAUCUCCUGCUGUAUGUCCAAACUGUGGUAGUGACCAUGUGGUUCUCCUGGCUUUGUCUGGGGGAACCCCCAUCAGGGAGUGGAAACAGGGAGAGCAUUCACCAGCUCCCUCUCAGUCUGCCAGCCCUGUCUGUGACCGGCCUGGUCUCAGUGACCACCACAACAGAGCCAAAAGCAGCCCACCUCAGGCAUCGAUUGCCCACGACCACAAUAGUUGGAGCCUCAGUCCCUCCCUUGAGCACUGUGGCCUCCGUGCUGUGGACCACCGACUCCGGCUCUUCCUGGAUGUUGAGGUGUUCACUGAGGCCCAGGAGGAGUUCCAGUGCUGCUUCAAGGUGCCAGUGGUGUUGACAGGCCACGUCGGGGAAUUCCUGUGCCUCGUGGUAGUAUCUGACCACAGACUUUACCUGUUGAAGGUGACAGGGGAGAUGCGUGAGCCCCCGUCUAGCUGGCUCCAGCUGACCCUGGCUGUUCCGCUGCAGGAUCUGAGUGGCAUAGAGUUAGGCUUGGCAGGCCAGAGCCUGCGGCUGGAGUGGACGCCAGGGGUGGGCAGCUGUGUGCUGCUGCCUCGAGAUGCCAGGCGUUGCCAGGCCUUCCUAGAGGAGCUCGUUGAUGUCUUACAGUCUCUGCCUCCUACCCGGAAGAACUGUGUCAGUGCCACGGAGGAGGAGGUGACCCCACAGCACCGGCUCUGGCCAUUGCUGGAAAAAGACUCAUCCGUGGAGUCUCCCCAGUUCUUCUACCUUCGGGUGUUCAUGGUUGAAGGCUCUUCUACCUGCCCUGUGUCCCUGUUGCUGACUUUGUCCACCCUGUUCCUGUUAGAGGAGGACCCUGUGGGGUCCCAGGCAGAGUCCUCUCUUCCAGCAGCAUCUGGGGAAGCCUUUGAGAAGGCCCCGCCCUUGGGGCCAGACCCUUCCCUUCACAUCAGGGAGCAGCAACCACUCAGCAGCCUGAGCUUGGUGCUGCUCUACCGCACAGCCCCGGAGCACUUGCGACUGGUCUUCUAUGAUGAGGUGUCUCGGCUGGAGAGUUUUUGGGCACUCCGUGUUGUGUGUCGGGAGCAACUGACAGCCCUGCUGGCCUGGAUCCGGGACCCCUGGGAAGAGUUGUUUUCCAUCGGACUUCGGACUGUGACCCAAGAGACUCUGGACCUUGACCGAUGAUACUUCCACACUGACCUUGGCCUUGACCUCAGGAGCCAUGCUGCAGAUGUUCCCUAUCCCAGUCUCUGGGUCUGGCUUCCAGGUUGGCUGCAGACUUCUAUAGCCUUGGGCUCUGGCCAGUGAGACCCUGAGUGACCCAAAUGAUGGCUUACGGGAGAGAGUCUGGUCUCUGGAUGAUCUGGCCUAAGGGGACAGGCUAAGUGGUCAGUAGGAAUGUUUCUUUUGCACUUUUUCUCAGGUAUCAAUAAAGUUGUUUCCAUUUCAGA